GAGGUAGUUUAAUGUCAGUGCGAGGAACACCCAAUAGGGUAACUCAUCGGCUACUCGCGUUUAUAAUGACGUUAUUCCUUCGUAUUUUCUAAUACUAGAGUAUUAGUCAUUUACCUUAGUACUUCUAUUAGCGAAAUUUAUCAGGUGUUACUUCUCGGUGUAAAUAAUUCAUACAAAUCAUAAUACGCCUACAGCUUCAGAAUGCUUCAAGUAUUAGUUUGACAUGUACUCAACAUAACGCCUUUCGCAAACUAUCCAUAAAGAUCUGAUGCUGUAACAAGUUUAAUUAUUGAACAGAUGGCUACAUAUUUGUGCCCAAAUCAACAGAAACAAAACAGUGAGACAACUACAGUCACCCGCCUCCAUCACGUAAUUCUUCAAACUCAACCUCGUUCCAAAUUAUCCGGGUAUACUCUUUUCCCUCGUCUUUUGGGUCGACAGAUGGUUUCAGAAGAUCAGACAAGGAUGGUUGCAGACUGUGAUGAAGUUUAUCCAGGCAUCUUCAUAGGAGAUGAAAGAGCAGCCAGGAAUAAAACAUACCUUAAACAAUUUGGCAUCACUCAUGUUGUUAAUACUGCAGAAGGUUCUGGUUUUGGUCAAGUGAACACAGGAAGAAGCUAUUACCAUGGUACCAACAUCCAGUACCUUGGUAUGAAUGUACUAGAUAUUCCACAAGCUCGCAUUUCUGAUCACUUUGAAGAAGCAGUCAAUUUUAUAGAUUUUGCUUUAAAAAAUGGAGGAAAAGUAUUAGUUCAUUGUCUCAUGGGUGUAUCACGAUCAUCAACUAUAACCAUUGCCUACCUCAUGAUGAAAAAAGGAAUGAAUGCUGAAGAAUCAUUACGUAUGAUACGAAAUAUUAGAGAUGUAAGACCCAAUGCAGGAUUUUUACACCAGUUAGUUGAAUUAGAAGCAAAACUAAAAUCUCAACAGUAGGAGUGAUAAGUAAGUAAUUUCAUAUAUUAGUAAUUACCUACCUUUGACAAUAUAUGUGGAAAAAAAAAGGUAUGUUAAUCUGCAGGAAUUGUAAGGCUCAAUGUACUGUAUCUUUAACAGUAAGCUUGGUACAUUAGAAAAUUUUAGGUAUGAUUGUCAGCCCAGAAAGUGGUGUCUUACUUAUAAAUAAAUUAUAGAAGACACAGUUGCUAUAUUAGUUUGAGUACAUAAAUUAAACUUUAGGUUUGAGAACCUUAAAAUUGGAUACAAAUAAACAAAAGUAAAAAAUUAUUACCACUAUCAAAUUAAAAAAAAAUCCUCACAUUAAUGCAGAACUAUAUAAAGCAUAACUUCUACAGCUGAGUUUUUAUAGAGUAUUACUUUAUAUUUACACUCGCAUCUUCACAUACUUUGUUUUCAAAAUAUUUUUCUCUUAUAAAAUAUGUAUUGAAACAUGAGUAAAGUAUGAGAAAACACAACUUGCUUAGUUUAUUUAUGUCGUUAUUGUGUAAGACUCAUUUGAAUUGUAUAAUGAACAAUGUUUUUUUUGCAUGCUAAUAUUAGAUUAUCCAAGCUUCGUGAACAUUCACGUAACAAGAACUUGCGUACAUUUCAUUUUAUCAGUUUCAACAUUUGUGAUAUCGAUGCUUAAGAAAUUUUGCAACAUAUUACUACUUUUGGGAUGUAAAUGGCAUCUUACAAAAAUAAUAUAAAAAGGGGCAAAAUAUAGGCAUAUUGUAAAUAAAUCAAGUUAAAUUAAUUCAUAGCAUUGUUACUCACUUUUACAUUUAAGAACGAAAGGCAAAUAAUGAUGAUUUAAUUAUGAAGAUUUUGUCGUUGUUUUUACAAUAUAAUAUAUACAUUUUUCAGUAGGCUUUGAAGGAAAUAACAUGUAAUGUAAGGGGUAAAACUUUUAUCAUUGGUAAUUAUGAUGGCUUUACGUGUAGGUCAGUGUAAAUUUAAUACACUGUUCAAAUUUUUAAAAAUGUGUGCCACCUAGUCAAGUGUAUACUUAUUUUUGUUAAAAAUCAAUAAUAAAUACCAAUAAUUUUGUUUGGGUAGUUACUUUGAUCACAGUAAAGCAAUUCAUUGGUUUUAAUAAGUUAUGUAAGUUUCAGUAAGAUAUAUAAAUUUGUGGAUGUAGAAGUUGGUUUAAUUUUUACAUUUAUAUAUGUGAAUAUUUUGAGAAUUCUGUAUUAUUCAAUAUUAACAUGUUUUGUGCAAAUAUGGCUUUCAGUAAAAGACAUUUUGAAGUUUAACUAUCUAAAAUUAUUCUACAGUUUUCUUAGUUAAUUACAUCAUAAUAAAUAUACGACUACAAAAUAUAAAACUCAAAACUCAGAAAAACACAUCUCAAAAUUUUAAGUUUGUUAAAUAUGAGUUGAAAAACAUAUUUUUGGUAAGUAUUAGUGUCAGAGAAGAAUUUCCCAGAAAAAUAGUAGUGUUAAACACCCUAACAUGAAAUUUAAUGUUCAUAUGAAAGCUAAAGUGUAAAUUUGCAUAUCUUCCAUAGACUUCUCAAGUUGCUAGUUAGGAUGUUAGAAGAAAAAAGAAAAUCGAUUUAAACUUUUUAAAAAUGGUUUCAUCUAUCCGUCCACAGAAGAAAUAAAAACAUUUCUUUCGCAAAAAUCAUUAUUAAGAUUUUUACAUUAAAAAUGGAGAAUUAAUUGUGAUUUUAAUUAAAAACCAAAUCAAGGAAAAAUUGUCAAUAGUGUAUAUUUGUGUAUUCUGUAUCUAAAAGUCAAAAAUUGUAAGUCUGGAAACAGAAAGCAUUAUAUAUGUACCAACAAUGAAAAAAACCUGUUAUUAAAAUUUCAUGCUUAUUAGAGUUAAGGAAAUUACGACUGUGAUGUUACCAUUUUGCCAGCAAUUGUAAAUUAAUGGACAAUUACUCCAAAUAAAGUCUUCCUGACAGUUUGUCAUCA
Molecule: messenger RNA, 2858 nt
Organism: Limulus polyphemus (Atlantic horseshoe crab)
Lineage: Eukaryota; Metazoa; Arthropoda; Merostomata; Xiphosura; Limulidae
Product: dual specificity protein phosphatase 3-like
Exons: 4
Coding region: 298-933 (211 amino acids)
Biological process (GO): negative regulation of MAPK cascade; protein dephosphorylation
Cellular component (GO): cytoplasm
Molecular function (GO): MAP kinase phosphatase activity; protein tyrosine/serine/threonine phosphatase activity
Source: RefSeq, a predicted model, not a curated record